AGUUGGAACUUAUUGUUACAAAGAAUUGCAUAGACAAUGUUUCACAAUAUUCUCACGAUAUUAGUGAUUACGUCGUGUGGAGGUCGGGCUUUCGCCGGUCUCCUAGAUCUGUUCAACGUUAACACGGAUUACAAUGCGGCCUUUGUGAUGGACAGUAUUUUCGAUGUUAUGAGUAACGAUACCAAGUAUCUGCUGUCUGGCGAUUCUACCAACCCUAUCGAAACGGAUGUAACUUUUCUUUGUGGAAAUAGAAAUGCUCCGAAUCUUACGCAAACUGUUAUCAAUGAUGCUGGUUUAAGUUCCAAACUGGUGACCAGCAAGCCAAUCGUGUUCAUCACUCACGGUUGGCUAGACAAUGGUAAUAAAAUCUGGAUAAGGAGCAUGGCAGCGGAUUACCUAAAGUUCGUAGAUACAAAUGUGUGCAUAGUGAAUUGGAGCAAUUUAUGCCUCUACGGUUAUGCAUUAGCAGCCAACCACACUUUCCGCGUGGGAGCAUAUUUGUCCAGCUUUAUCACGUAUCUCAAUAGACAGGGUAUCCCUUUGAAUAAAGUAACCCUAGUGGGUCACAGCUUAGGAGCUCAUAUCAGCGGUCACGCAGGACGAUAUUUAGGAGGAAAAAUAGCCGCAAUUUACGGGCUAGACCCAGCGGGUCCACUGUUUACGCUACCAUUUGACGUAGGACCAGCAAAACGAUUAGACAGCUCCGAUGCACAGUACGUCCAGAUGAUAAUAACUUCCCGUUGCACCACCGGCGUUUGCGUUGGAGAUGGCCACGAAAAUUUCUAUCCUACGGGGGGAUUUGUGCCACAACCGAACUGUGUGCUGCCUUUAUUCGGAAAUUCAGAAACUUUUGAACCACUAACAUGCAGUCACGCGCAUGCUUGUACUCUUUUCCGGAUGGCUUUGAAUCCGCAAAAUGUUUUUAGUGGAAAAAAGUGCAGUUCGUAUUCUCUGUACUUAUUAGAGCUUUGUCUGUUUAACAAAUCAACAAAGAUGGGUAUUUACACCAGUCGGGUGGGUGGAGACUUUUAUCUGAUAACAUCCAUGUUUGAACCUUACACGUAAGCUUUUUACUGUACCCAAAUAAACUGAAUGUCUGGCUA
Wyeomyia smithii (pitcher-plant mosquito) is the source of this 1103-nucleotide messenger RNA. RefSeq names its product lipase member H-B-like. The record is from RefSeq and is a predicted model, not a curated record. Bases 37 to 1065 code for a protein of 342 amino acids. The transcript is spliced from 2 exons. Lineage: Eukaryota; Metazoa; Arthropoda; Insecta; Diptera; Culicidae. Gene Ontology annotation, molecular function: lipase activity.